This is a messenger RNA of Lymnaea stagnalis (great pond snail), 1762 nucleotides long. The record is from the annotation of a GenBank genome assembly. Lineage: Eukaryota; Metazoa; Mollusca; Gastropoda; Lymnaeidae.
UGCAAAAACAGUACAAGUGUUGGCUUCCUCUCGCAGACCUAUCUGCAGGCCAUAGAGGCUGACACUAUACUUGUUCCCAUUCUCGAGUACAACAAAACUAACUAUAAUAUCCUUUUAUUGCAUUUGCUAUUUAUCAAAGAUUUAAGUAGUAUAAAAAUUAGAUAUUUUAAGUAUUUUUUUCAAGUUCAUUAUUAUUUGUUUUUAUUAAAAAUAACUGUAAUGUCAUAUUCAUAUAGAUUUGCAUAAUUUUUAUUUAUAUUAAAAUAAUAUGUUACAUAAUUUUUGAAGCAUUUCUAGCUGAAUGUGAGUUGGAAGCAAAUCUUAGAUCCUCAUUUCAAAUACUGAAAACAGAAAUUGAAAAGGGAAAAGUGAAUGCUAAAUCUAUGAAAUGAAAUUGUGUAUCCUGAGUUAAGAAUUCAGUAACAAUAAAUGAAUCUCUCUAGGCAGGCUAAAUAUGAAUAGAUUAAAAUCAACCUUUUUAUGCCUAUACCUUUAUUUCCUUUUUGAAAUUGUGAACUUUAACCCUAGCUACUAAGAUGUAAAGAUGACAUAGAAGCACAAAACUGUCUGGAAGCUGUUCUGAAAUAUUCUGUAUUUCAUACUGAAAAAGAACUCAAGGAUCAGCUUAAAACUCUAGAGUCUUCUGUGACUGGGACACAAAUAUUCAUUUUUAACCUAAACACGUAAGAUAUCAUUAACUUUACUGUAUUUGUAUGCAAGUGAACUACAAAAAAAUUUAUCUAUGUUAUAUUAUUAAAAAAGAUAUGAGUUUAAAUUCAGUACUAUUUUUUUGUGUAAAAAUUUAUUAAGGAAUUUUCAAGAUCGUCCAGUUUAUUUCCCCCCCAAAAAGUUUUGAAAGUUUCUAUAGGGAAGGUCAUAAUCAAUCUCUAAUUUUUUACUUACCCGAAUCAUCAAACCAUCUCAAUAAGAGAGCAAAGCACUUUAAUUUAGUUAAUUGUAUAAAGCCUUUUAGUAUAUGUAUAACCUUUAUUAUUCUUUUUUUAAAGUACCGUAUCAAAGAAAAUUUAUCAUUGGAAAAACUUCAUAUUGAUACUUCAGGUUGAGGGGAAGUAAAAGAGGGGAUAAAAAUAUUACAUACUUGAAAGCUUGCCUGAAUUGGGUUAUUCAAGUACACAUACAUUUGGGCAACUUAAAUUUUCAAAUUCAAAUGUGUUUCUGUUGAUUCAUACAAAAUUAAUAUAAACAAAAAGAGUUUCUUCUGAUGGUUCCAUUGCACAAAAUUAAAUUGUUCGUCUUAAUAUCUAUUUAUAUUCUGAAAUAAAUUUAUUCUCAAUAAUUGAUAGAAAAUCUCCAAAAAUUUUUGUGGUCACAUGCAUGUUUUAUCUUUUUAAUGUACACUAUUUACUAACCUCAAAGGUCACAGGAUGGUAUGUUAGAGCUGGACCUUGUCAGUGACCCAACUGAUAUUCGAUGUCCAGAGACUGUGACCUAUGACAUGGCCAUGACUGCACGACCUGUAGUACAGAAACCUUCAGACUACAGGAGAUCUUUAAGAGUUAGUGUUAUCAUUUAUUUAGAAAAAAAAUGUUCUUAUUGAACAGUUUAAAUUGCUCUAAUGUUUUUAAGCUUAUGUAUGCAGUAAAUAUGUCAGUUUCAGUGCCUGACUAUGCAUCCCGAAUUAGAUAUUAUUCAAUGUUUUGAAAAAUUUGAUGUUUUAUAAUGUGAUCUUUUUGCUAUCAGGUGUACACAAGUAUUUUGUAUCUAAUUCCAAGGAUGAAACUAAUACUUAGGGGAAAGCCAG